CGCCCGGGAUGCUCCGUGGCCAGCUGGGCGGCAUGGCUCUGCCACGGGCCCCCGCCGCCUGCCCGAUGUCAAGGUGGCGGCUGUUAUUGUUGUGGAGUUUGGUCCUGGCUUGGCCUGGUGAAGGAUCUCAGCGGAGCGAGCCCAUGUUCACAGCCAUCACGGAUCAGAUCCUCCCGCCUGACUAUGACAGCAAUCCGACACAGCUCAAUUAUGGUGUGGCUGUGACUGAUGUGGACCAGGAUGGAGACUUUGAGAUCGUCGUGGCUGGGUACAAUGGUCCCAACCUGGUGCUGAAGUAUGACAAGAUACGGGGCCGGCUGGUGAACCUUGCGGUGGAUGAACGUAGCUCCCCAUAUUAUGCAUUGCGGGAUCGCCAAGGCAAUGCGAUUGGUGUGACAGCAUGCGACAUUGAUGGGGACGGGCGGGAGGAGAUCUACUUCCUCAACACCAAUAACGCCUUCUCCGGUGUAGCUACCUAUACAGACAAACUGUUCAAGUUUCGGAAUGGGCGCUGGGAGGACAUCUUGAGUGAUGAGGUGAACCGGGGUGUGGCAAGCUGGUUUGCUGGGCGCUCAGUGGCGUGCGUGGACAGGACGGGCUCUGGCCGCUACUCCAUCUACAUAGCUAACUAUGCCAGUAUGAGAGUCGGGCCCCAUGCCCUCAUCGAGAUGGACACAGCUGCCAGCGACCUGGAGAAUGGCAUUGUGGCACUGAAUGAUGUGGCGGCAGACGCCGGAGUCAACAAAUUCACAGGGGGUCGGGGCUUGGCUGUGGGGCCCAUCCUGAGUGAAGCAGCCUCCGACAUAUUUUGCGACAACGAGAACGGAGCCAACUUCCUCUUCAAGAACCAGGGUGACGGUACCUUCAUAGACGUAGCACCCUCUGCUGGCCUGGAUGACCCCUACCAGCACGGUCGUGGUGUGGCGCUGGCCGACUUCAACCGUGACGGCAAAGUGGACCUGAUCUACGGUAACUGGAACGGACCUCACCGGCUCUACCUGCAGAUGAGUGCAGGUGGGCGCUUCCGAGACAUUGCCACGCCCAAACUGUCCAUGCCAUCACCCGUCCGCACCGUCAUCGCUGCUGACUUUGACAAUGACCAGGAGUUGGAGGUCUUCUUCAACAACAUCGCCUAUCGCGGCUCAUCCGCCAACCGCCUCUUCCGGGUGGUCCGCCGAGAGCAUGCUGACCCAGCCAUUGAGGAACUGAACCCUGGUGAUGCCGUGGAACCCGAGGGGCGUGGCACAGGGGGGGCAGUGGUGGAUUUUGAUGGCGAUGGGAGGCUGGACCUGAUCCUGUCACAUGGAGAGUCCAUGGCACAGCCGCUCUCAGUCUUCAAGGUCAACGAGGGCGCUGGCAACAACUGGCUGCGAGUGAUCCCACGUACGCGCUUUGGGGCAUUUGCUCGUGGUGCCAAGGUGGUGCUCUUCACACGUCAGAGUGGUGCCCAUCUGCGUAUCAUUGACGGAGGGUCUGGGUACUUGUGCGAGAUGGAGCCCGUUGCCCAUUUUGGCUUGGGACAGGAUGAGCCUAGCAGCCUGGAGGUGACUUGGCCAGAUGGCCGGGUGAUCAGCCGGUCGAUAGCAAGCAGCGAGAUCAAUUCCGUGCUGGAGAUCCCCUACCCCCGGGACACUCCGGGAUCACCCCUUACCAUUCUGCCUCUGGAGUGUGGCCAAGGCUUCUCUCAGCAUGAGAACGGGCGAUGUGUUGAUAUGGAUGAGUGUGCAGAAUUCCCCUUUGUCUGCCCCAGGGGCAGGCCCAUCUGCAUCAACACAUAUGGCGGGUACCGUUGCCGCAGCAACAAGCGCUGCAAUCGCGGCUUUGAGCCCAACGAGGAUGGCACAGCUUGUGUUGCUCAAGUGGCCUUUUUUGGUGGAUACCCUUCCUCGGGGAGCUGGCUGAGCCCCAUCUUGCCCUCUGCCCCUCUUCUUCCACUUUGCCUCGGACUCUGCUUUCACUCCUAUGCACUUUAAGCCUUGCCAAUAAAGGACAAAAAAGCAGCCUUUAUAGAUGGAAGUGGCUUCCCCUGUACUCCUCCCCUCCAAUCUCUCUCAUCCAGUCUUCUCAUGGUGGUCCCUGGGAACAUGGACUGAGGUGGGGGCAGCCAUCUUUGCAAAGGGCACUACGCAGCCCGGCGGACGACACUCUCUCACUAGUGUCACACCCCUUGCAUGUUUUCUGAGAAAACAAGACAGGGCAGAGGCCCCACCAAUGCUUUGUCUCCUCAGAGUGGCUGCCAUCUUCCUAGGAGCUUGCCUUUAACCAAGAUGGCGGCUCCCGCUGGUAGUUGCUUGCUUGGUUAAAACUGAUAACAGUUACCCUGUGCCUGCUGGUUUGGCCUGUGACAUGAUUGCUUCCCUUCCCUCCUCCUCCUCCUCCUCCUGCUCCCCCAGCCCGACUGGACCGGGAUUCACCUUGACCUUGUCUUACCAGUGUGUGUCUGAAGUUUGAAAUCACCCAGUCUCUCAGCUCACUCCACCCAAUAAACUCUACACUGUCUAUAA
Messenger RNA from Lacerta agilis (Sand lizard), 2504 nucleotides. RefSeq names its product cartilage acidic protein 1 (gene CRTAC1). Gene Ontology annotation, molecular function: calcium ion binding. Bases 9 to 1973 code for a protein of 654 amino acids. Lineage: Eukaryota; Metazoa; Chordata; Lepidosauria; Squamata; Lacertidae. The transcript has 15 exons. The record is from RefSeq and is a predicted model, not a curated record. Gene Ontology annotation, biological process: axonal fasciculation.